Molecule: messenger RNA, 825 nt
Organism: Indicator indicator
Lineage: Eukaryota; Metazoa; Chordata; Aves; Piciformes; Indicatoridae
Gene: EIF1B
Product: eukaryotic translation initiation factor 1B
Exons: 4
Coding region: 161-502 (113 amino acids)
Biological process (GO): translational initiation
Cellular component (GO): eukaryotic 43S preinitiation complex
Molecular function (GO): translation initiation factor activity; ribosomal small subunit binding; RNA binding
Source: RefSeq, a predicted model, not a curated record
UCCACUUUUGUUAUUCCUCCCCUCCCUUCCCGGUCCCUCCCUUCUCCCCGCCCCUGCCUUCUCCCCGCCCCUGUCGGCACUGCGGAGCCGGAGACGUGACCUAAGCGGAGCCAGCCGCGGCCUUUUCCUCCGCUGCUCCAGCCUCUCGCCGGAGAGUCGCAUGUCAUCUAUCCAGAACCUCCAAUCCUUCGACCCCUUUGCUGAUGCAACAAAGGGUGACGACUUACUCCCGGCGGGGACUGAGGAUUACAUUCAUAUAAGGAUCCAGCAACGAAACGGAAGGAAGACACUAACAACUGUUCAGGGAAUUGCAGAUGAUUAUGACAAGAAGAAGCUUGUGAAAGCUUUCAAAAAGAAAUUCGCUUGCAAUGGUACCGUGAUUGAACAUCCUGAGUACGGCGAAGUCAUCCAGCUUCAAGGUGACCAGAGGAAGAACAUUUGCCAGUUCCUCUUGGAGAUUGGCAUUGUGAAGGAAGAGCAACUGAAAGUUCAUGGCUUCUGAAAUCCCUGUACGCUCUUGAAGACCUCUGCUGCUUUUGGUCGUACCUACCCUGGCUCUUCUGUGAAACAUGAAUCUUUGCAGUGAAUGGACUUCCCUCAUACCACAACAUUCAGAAUUUGCUUUCAGUUUGCAUGAGUGUGUGAAACAGGUGGUGUGUAGGCUGGAAACACAUAAAAAAACUCCAAUAAGGUGGUAGUGAAGGCAUCUGUGAACUUUAACAAUUUCCAAUGGAAAUGUUUUAGUGAUGAUUGUUCAGAACUCUCCACCUGACUGAAAUGUGUGGGUUGUAUUAAAGUAGUGUUUGUUGUUGCUUAAAAAUAAAA